CCGGUCGUGGGUGCCUGUGGCGGAGGAGUCUCCACUGUAACACUGUCGGUGCGCACCGUGUCCGGUAAACAGCGCAGAGGGACGGGAAGGUGAAACGCGCUAUUUUUACCCGCGGUGGAUAUAUAAAGUAGAGCUGCCAGCUGGAGGGGGUUACAGUUGGACACAUCCUCAGCGCAGCCAGGCGUUAGAGGUACUGGUGCCCCGGAGAGAGGCGGGAAGACGGAGGACAACUUCUUUCUGUUUUCUCAGCAACGGGGGACGGGCGGAGAGGGGAGAAAGAUGCCCAAACCAAUCAAUGUGCGCGUCACCACCAUGGACGCUGAGCUGGAGUUUGCCAUCCAGCCCAACACAACAGGCAAACAGCUCUUUGACCAGGUGGUGAAGACGGUGGGUCUGAGGGAGGUCUGGUUCUUCGGCCUGCAGUACACAGACAGUAAAGGCUACACCACGUGGCUCAAGCUCAACAAGAAGGUGACCCAGCAGGAUGUGAAGAAGGAGAAUCCUCUGCAGUUCAAGUUCAGAGCAAAGUUUUUCCCAGAGGACGUCUCUGAGGAGCUCAUCCAGGAGAUCACACAGAAACUCUUCUUCCUGCAGGUGAAAGAGGCCAUUCUGAACGAUGAGAACUACUGUCCCCCGGAGACAGCCGUGCUGCUGGCGUCCUACGCUGUCCAGGCCAAGUAUGGAGAUUACAACAAAGACGGUCACAAGCCCGGCUACCUGGCCUCCGACCGGCUCCUUCCACAGCGAGUUCUGGAGCAACACAAACUGACAAAGGAGCAGUGGGAGGACAGAAUACAGACCUGGCACGAGGAACACAGAAGCUUGCUCAGGGAGGAUGCGAUGAUGGAGUAUCUGAAAAUCGCUCAGGACUUAGAGAUGUAUGGUGUCAACUACUUUGAAAUCAAAAACAAGAAGGGCACAGAGCUGUGGCUGGGGGUCGACGCCCUGGGACUCAACAUCUACGAGCAUGAAGACAAGUUGUCACCAAAGAUUGGCUUCCCCUGGAGCGAGAUCAGAAACAUUGCCUUCAGCGACAAGAAGUUUGUCAUCAAGCCCAUCGACAAGAAAGCUCCAGACUUUGUGUUUUACGCUCCUCGGUUGCGGAUCAACAAACGCAUCCUGGCGUUGUGCAUGGGAAACCACGAGCUGUACAUGAGGAGGAGGAAGCCCGACACCAUCGAGGUGCAGCAGAUGAAGGCUCAGGCCAGAGAGGAGAAGCACCACAAACAGAUGGAGAGAGCACAGCUGGAGAACGAGAAGAAAAAGCGUGAGCACGCAGAGAAAGAGAAAGAGCGGAUAGAGCGAGAGAAGGACGAGCUCAUCGAGAGGCUGCGGCAGAUCGAAAUGCAAACACACAGAGCUCAGAAAGAGCUGGAGGAGCAGACUCGCAAGGCGCUGGAGCUGGAGCAGGAGAGAAAGCGGGCGAAGGAGGAGGCGGAGCGGCUGGAGAAGGAGAGGCAGACAGCGGAGGAGGCCAAGGCAGCGCUGGCUCAGCAGGCUGCAGACCAGAUGAAGAACCAGGAACAACUGGCUGCUGAGCUAGCGGAGUUCACUGCCAAAAUCGCUCUGCUCGAGGAAGCCAAGAGGAAAAAAGAAGAAGAAGCAACAGAAUGGCAACACAAAGCGCUGUCGGCACAAGACGACCUGGAGAAGACGAGGGAGGAGCUGAAGACGGCCAUGACUUCCCCACCAGCGCCGGAGAACGACGAGGAGGACGAAACGAACGCCGAGGCGAGCGCCGAGCUGCUGAGCGACGGCAUCAGCAGCCAACGCAGCGAAGAGGAACGCAUCACUGAGGCACAGAAGAACGAACGGGUCAAGAAACAGCUACAGGCGUUGAGUUCAGAGUUGGCCGAGGCUCGUGACGACACCAAGAAGACACAGAACGACAUGCUGCACGCUGAGAACGUCAGAGCGGGCAGAGACAAGUACAAAACCCUGCGCCAGAUCCGCCAGGGCAACACCAAGCAGCGCAUCGAUGAGUUUGAGUCCAUGUGAGCCGGGACCACAGGUCGGUCUCGCUGCCAGGUCCACGCCUCACUCCUCCUUGUAAAGCCCAAAAACCUGCUGCCACCCCAGGAACUCCUGCUUGUUUUCUAUCCAGGAGAGAAACGCCGGCUAACGGGCUUUGUAGCUUCAGCCUCGCCAAAGCUCUGCCGACAGCGGUUGGCCAAUCAAACUGCUCCCUGCUUUUUAGAGCUCCUCCCCCCGAACCUAAACAUGUCCGUUUAACUUUCGGAAAAAUAGCAAGCGACAUAUCCUGUCAUCAACCUGGACUCCACCCUCCCACCAUACUGACAGUUUUAAUGCUUGCAUGUAUGAUAAUUAAACCGGGCCGUUAGACUGAAUUGAUAUCGUGCUUUGACUCGACACAAUAAAAACACGGCCAAUUGUAGCUUGUUGAUGUUGCUGGCACGUUUAAUAUCUGUACCUUACUUUUGUGUCAUCAGUUGGAUUUAAAUAAUUUGUUUAAAAAAAACAAACCACGCCUUAUUCGUCUCAUUUCCUUCCCGUCUAGUAUUACUUUUUGUCACGUUGUGUUGGGAAAGUUCUGCUGUCCGUGUCAUUGAUCUGUUAAUGUUGCAUCAGCUAACUUUUCUUCUCACUGAGAGUCGUGAGUGGAUAGAAAUGCAAACUAGAUUUGCUUAUUUUACACUCUGACUAUGCUGGAGUUCUCUCUCCGUUGAGACAUUUGUUCAGAUAUAUAUUUUGCCCCACAAUAAAGAAUUAAUUUAUAUUUCAAACUAUGCAGCUACGUGAUGAUCUGAAGAGCCAGCAGAGUUGGAUUUAUUCACAAAGGAUUGUGUCAGAUUUAAAUGUUUGAACCUGACGCACAUUAUUAUUAUAAAAUCUAGUGAAAGCCUGAAUUUGCUGCAUGAAGCGUGUUCUGUAAGACUCCGACACGGCAAUAUAACAACACAAUAAAGUAUUUCCCCAAUAACAUAAGAUAUUAAUAAAUCAUUAUGUACCAUAA
Molecule: messenger RNA, 2974 nt
Organism: Centropristis striata (black sea bass)
Lineage: Eukaryota; Metazoa; Chordata; Actinopteri; Perciformes; Serranidae
Product: radixin
Exons: 15
Coding region: 280-1998 (572 amino acids)
Biological process (GO): positive regulation of protein localization to early endosome; regulation of organelle assembly; regulation of cell shape
Cellular component (GO): apical part of cell; filopodium; adherens junction
Molecular function (GO): actin binding; cell adhesion molecule binding
Source: RefSeq, a predicted model, not a curated record